UGCAGAGAGGAGCGAGCUCAGCGCGGCGUUCCGGGUCGCGGCAGCCGGGUCUUUAAGCCCUGAGCACAGCAGCGGUGGCCCGGCGCGCAGAGGGCGCUCGGUCUGCAAAGAGUUCCCGCGGGCGCGGCGGCCAUCCCCUUCGGGGGCCUUCGGUGCCUGCGCCGCGUCAGGCAGCACGCCGGGCAGCCCGGGACCAUGGUGGCGGCAGCGGCGGUGGCUGUAGCGGCGGUGGGAGCGCGUAGCGCGGGGCGGUGGCUGGCGGCGCUGCGCAGCCCGGGCGCGAGCAGGGCGGCCAUGUCUUCAGAUGCACAGUGGUUGACGGCAGAGGAGAGGGACCAACUUAUUCCUGGCUUGAAAGCAGCAGGGUGGUCGGAACUGAGUGAGAGAGAUGCCAUCUACAAAGAGUUCUCCUUCAAAAAUUUCAAUCAGCUGCACUCUCUACUUCCCGCCCCCUUCUGGCCCGCAGCCCUUGAACAUUUCCUCAGACUCUGGCCUCCGCCUUGGAGACUGCCUUCACAGGCGUUUGGCUUUAUGUCCAGGGUUGCCCUGCAAGCAGAGAAGAUGAAUCACCACCCGGAAUGGUUCAACGUCUACAACAAAGUCCAGAUAACCCUCACCUCGCAUGACUGUGGCGGCCUGACCAAGCGGGAUGUGAAGUUGGCCCAGUUCAUUGAAAAAGCUGCUGCAUCUCUGUGAUCUGCGCCUGCCUUGUCUGCAGCGUUGUUUGCAAGCCACUUAUGUUAAUAAAUUGUCAUAAAGUAGUUCAUAGUUACAUGUAUACAUUGUUGUAUGAUUGAUGCUCAAAUACAGAAUGAUUUGAAGCCAA
Molecule: messenger RNA, 826 nt
Organism: Mus musculus (house mouse)
Lineage: Eukaryota; Metazoa; Chordata; Mammalia; Rodentia; Muridae
Gene: Pcbd2
Product: pterin 4 alpha carbinolamine dehydratase/dimerization cofactor of hepatocyte nuclear factor 1 alpha (TCF1) 2
Exons: 5
Coding region: 196-696 (166 amino acids)
Biological process (GO): tetrahydrobiopterin biosynthetic process; L-tyrosine biosynthetic process
Cellular component (GO): cytoplasm; nucleus
Molecular function (GO): 4-alpha-hydroxytetrahydrobiopterin dehydratase activity; phenylalanine 4-monooxygenase activity
Source: RefSeq, a predicted model, not a curated record